Molecule: messenger RNA, 1043 nt
Organism: Macadamia integrifolia
Lineage: Eukaryota; Viridiplantae; Streptophyta; Magnoliopsida; Proteales; Proteaceae
Product: mitochondrial import receptor subunit TOM20-like
Exons: 6
Coding region: 201-809 (202 amino acids)
Biological process (GO): protein insertion into mitochondrial outer membrane
Cellular component (GO): mitochondrial outer membrane translocase complex
Molecular function (GO): protein binding
Source: RefSeq, a predicted model, not a curated record
AAACAUAUACAACUUAUAUUAUAAACCGCCUUCCAGACGACCGUUUUCUUCCCUUUCUUCUUCAUUUUGUUUCAUAGGCCGGCGCAACAGGUGUAGUGGCUAGUGAGCCGCAAGCCCUAGCGAGACUGCGAGAGAGAGGGACGUGAAGGAGGUGGUCUGCAAUUGUUCCGAUCAGGAUAGCAGACCGGUUUUUUGUAGAAAUGGAUAUGCCACAGAACGAUUUCGAUCGUCUUUUGUUCUUUGAGCAUGCCCGGAAGACCGCGGAGCUAAAUUAUGCUAAGGACCCGCUUGACGCAGAUAACCUCACGAGGUGGGGAGGAGCGCUUCUUGAGUUGUCCCAGUUCCAAAGUGUUACCGAGUCAAAGAUGAUGAUAAGCGAUGCAAUUUCAAAGUUGGAGGAGGCUUUGCUAGUUAAUCCAAAGAAGCACGACACACUCUGGUGCUUAGGAAAUGCACACACUUCACAUGCUUUUCUGACUCCGGAGCAUGAUGCUGCGAAGAUUUCAUUUGAUAAGGCGUCUCAGUUUUUCCAACAAGCAGUGGAUGAAGAUCCAGGGAACGAGCUUUACCUCAAGUCUCUAGAAGUGACCGCAAAGGCCCCAGAAUUGCAUAUGGAGAUCCAUAAGCAUGGGCUUGGUCAGCAGGCUAUGGGGGGAGGGUCUUCAACUUCUUCAAAUGCAAAGGCAUCAAAGAAGAAGAAAAGCAGUGACCUCAAGUAUGAUGUUUUUGGAUGGAUAAUCCUCGCAGUUGGCAUUGUCGUGUGGGUGGGAAUGGCAAAAUCUCAUGUUCCUCCACCGCCUCCAAGAUAAGAACAUUAAAAAUUUGAGCCAUGCUGUGUUUGAAUUAUCUGUUGCAAGGUUCGACUUCACCCGAAAGUUCUCGAGUUGACAUGUGGAGAGAAAUAGAGCAUUGCAUGUCGCCCAGUAUACAUAUGUUGAUUUUGUUUAUUUUUAUUUCAGUUCUGAGCUCAUUGACUAACAUGGGCAAUAUCUUCUACAUCAAUAUCAAACUUUUAUGUAUGCUAGUUGAGAGCCAUUCCUGCA